AUGUCUUCAGACUUUGAACGCUUAGUUUCCUCUGCAAAUCCCGCUGCGAACCGGCCUUCCCAACCUGCGAACGGUCCACAGCAGCCCCCACGGCGCUCGCUCAAUCACGAGAACCCGUUCCUCAUUGACGACGAGCUUGACGACUUUGACGACACCCCGAGAACUGAUCCACGGCUUGCAUCGCGCCAAGCCUAUCAGGCAGGAUCCUCGGGGCCUUCGUACGCUAACCAACGUCCCAACGCAGAAUUUAAUCCGCUCGACGAGCCUAUUACCUCGUACGGACAACCUACACGGCUCGGACGAGAGCCUUCUGCGAAAUCGCAGCGUUCUGUUCAUGGUAGCGGCCAGCCGGAAGGAUGGAUAUUCGACUCGGAUGAACCUUCAAGAAAUGCGUCGACCCUCCAAGUCGGUGGAAAUGGUCCCACGUUCUCUGGCUCGAGAGUGUUCAACGGGUCUCUAAACGACUCGUCCGAAGGCCUACGUGUCGGCGGCCAGCGAGGCAAAAAGCGGCGGUCUUUCAAAUUCAAGAAGACAUGGAAAUGGCCAUGGGAAAAGGAGAAGGUACUUGUCGGCGAGCGCAUCGUCAUUCUGAACGACGAAGGUGCCAAUGCCGAGUCCGGUUUCGUCUCCAACUACGUGAGCACCAGCAAGUAUAAUAUCGUGACUUUCAUCCCCAAGUUUUUAUUCGAGCAAUUCUCAAAAUACGCCAAUACGUUCUUCCUCUUUACUGCCCUCAUCCAGCAGAUCCCCGGCGUUUCACCAACAAACCGGUUUACCACCAUCGCGCCGUUGGCAAUCGUACUGCUGGCAAGUGCAAUCAAGGAGACCCAGGAGGACCUGAAACGGCAUCAAUCCGACCGUGAACUGAAUGCGCGCCGCACACUCGUAUUGGACCCGUCUACUGGGACCUUUGUUGAGAGACCAUGGCGGAAAGUUCGUGUUGGAGACAUUGUUCGCCUACAGAAUAACGAAUUCAUCCCGGCGGACCUCAUUCUCUUGUCCAGCAGCGAACCAGAAGGAUUAUGCUAUAUUGAAACUAGCAAUCUAGAUGGGGAAACAAACCUCAAGAUCAAGCAAGCCUCGCCGCAAACCUCUCACCUGACAAACCCUUCAUCGGUCUUGGCACUACAGGGCACGCUUCGUUCUGAGCACCCAAAUAACUCGCUUUACACUUACGAGGGGACCUUUUCGAUUCAACCCUCGCCGUUGGCAGGAUUUACAACUGGCGAACGCCAAAUACCUUUGGGACCUGACCAAGUUCUGCUCCGUGGAGCACAAGUUCGCAAUACUCCUUGGCUCUACGGUUUUGUCGUUUUCACGGGUCAUGAUACCAAGCUCAUGCGGAACGCCACCGCAACGCCUAUCAAGAGGACCAAGGUCGAACGACAAGUCAACAUUCACAUUUUGUUCCUCUUCGCUGUUCUCCUCGCACUGAGUUUGGCCAGUAGUAUUGGAAGUGCCGUUCGAUCGUGGUUCUUCUCGAGCCAACAAUGGUAUCUCCUUUUGAAGGAAGUGCAAUCCAAUCGAGCGAGUCAAUUUGUGCAAGACAUCCUAACCUUUAUUAUUCUUUAUAAUAAUCUGAUACCCAUCUCCCUGAUUGUGACAAUGGAGGUCGUCAAGUUUCAGCAAGCGCAACUCAUCAACUUCGAUCUGGACAUGUACCAUGAGAAGACCGACACGCCAGCUCUUUGCAGAACGUCGUCUUUGGUUGAAGAGCUGGGACAGAUCGAGUAUAUCUUUAGCGACAAGACCGGCACGCUGACAUGCAACGAAAUGGUGUUCAAGAUGUGUAGCGUCGGGGGUGUUGCCUAUGCAGAGACGGUCGAUGAUUCCAGACGCGAAGAGGCCAGCGGCGGCCCCUGGAGGUCUUUCAAGGACCUAGAACUGGAACUGUCUAGCCUCAAGGCUGGAUCUCGUGAGGACGCCGUUCACCGCGAGGUACUCAAAGAGUUCCUGUCCCUGCUUGCUGUCUGUCACACCGUUAUUCCGGAAGUCAAGGAUGAUGGCAAGGUGAUUUAUCAAGCGAGCAGUCCUGAUGAAGCAGCACUUGUGGCAGGUGCCGAACUUUUGGGGUAUCGCUUCCACACUCGCAAGCCAAAGUCGGUGUUCGUUGAUAUUGCUGGUACCACGCAGGAGUUUGAGAUCCUGAAUGUGUGCGAAUUCAACUCGACCCGGAAGCGAAUGUCGACAGUCGUGCGAGGUCCGGAUGGAAAGAUCAAGCUCUACUGCAAGGGCGCGGAUACGGUCAUUCUCGAACGUUUGAGCCCUACACAACCUUACACGGAAGCGACCCUUGUUCAUCUGGAGGAAUACGCGACCGAGGGCCUGCGAACUCUGUGUAUCGCUUCCCGGGAAAUAUCAGAGUCGGAAUAUCGGGAGUGGUCCCAAAUUUACGACAAGGCAGCGCAAACUAUCAACGGUCGUGGCGAAGCAUUGGACAACGCGGCGGAGAUGAUUGAAAAGAACAUGUUCCUGCUUGGCGCAACAGCUAUUGAAGACAAGCUACAGGAUGGUGUUCCGGAUACAAUCCAUACGCUCCAGAUGGCCGGGAUCAAGGUCUGGGUGCUCACUGGCGAUCGCCAAGAGACUGCUAUCAACAUCGGAAUGUCUUGUCGACUGAUAUCUGAAUCCAUGAACUUGGUGAUCGUCAAUGAAGAAAAUGCCCAAGGAACAGAGGAAUUCCUCACGAAGCGUCUCAACGCUAUUAAAAGUCAACGUAAUACUGGCGAGCAAGAAGAUUUGGCACUCAUCAUCGACGGGAAGAGUCUGACAUUUGCACUUGAAAAGCCGCUUUCCAAGAUUUUCCUCGAACUUGCAAUCCUCUGCAAAGCCGUCAUCUGUUGUCGUGUCUCGCCCUUGCAGAAGGCUUUGGUUGUGAAGCUCGUAAAGAAAAACUCCGAGGCCAUUCUGCUGGCGAUCGGGGACGGGGCCAACGAUGUUAGCAUGAUUCAAGCUGCACACGUUGGCGUCGGUAUUUCUGGUGUAGAAGGACUUCAGGCUGCACGGUCUGCCGACGUUGCCAUUUCGCAAUUCCGUUAUCUGAAGAAGCUUUUGCUGGUCCAUGGCUCCUGGAGUUAUCAGCGACUCAGUAAACUCAUCCUUUACUCGUUUUACAAAAACAUUGUCUUGUACAUGACGCAGUUUUGGUAUUCUUUCAGUAACAACUUUUCGGGACAAAUCGCCAACGAAUCAUGGACCCUUUCAUUCUACAACGUGUUCUUUACCGUCCUUCCGCCACUGGUGAUUGGCAUCUUCGACCAAUUCGUUUCGGCGCGCAUGCUCGAUCGUUAUCCUCAACUCUACAUGUUGGGACAAAAGAAUACUUUCUUCACCAAGACUGCGUUUUGGAUGUGGAUUAUCAACGCGCUAUACCACAGUAUAAUUCUCUAUGGCUUUUCUAUAAUCCUGUUCUGGGGUGAUCUAAAAGAGUCGAAUGGGUUCGACUCUGGCCAUUGGUUCUGGGGCACUACGCUAUACCUCGCUGUCCUCUUGACAGUAUUGGGCAAAGCAGCACUUGUAUCUGACCUGUGGACAAAAUACACUGUGGCCGCGAUUCCGGGAUCAUUCGUCUUCACCAUGAUAUUCCUUCCUCUCUACUGCUGGAUUGCACCCAUGCUCAACUUCUCGACCGAGUACGACGGCCUUGUUCCCCAACUUUGGACCAAUAGCGUCUUCUACUUUACACUCAUCCUCUUGCCGGCUGUCUGCCUCGUGCGGGACUUUGUGUGGAAAUACUGGCGAAGGACAUAUCGGCCGCUCUCUUACCAUAUUGCCCAAGAGCUUCAAAAGUACAAUAUUCCGGAUUAUCGCCCGCGGCAGGAACAAUUCCAAAAGGCGAUCAAAAAGGUCCGCGCGGUGCAGCGGAUGCGGCGUAAUCGUGGGUUUGCGUUUAGCCAGACAGAAGACGCUGGUCGACAGGACCAAGCCAAACUGAUCCGUGCCUACGAUACCUCGCAGUCGCAUCAGAAGCCAAGCGGUCUCUAG
This is a messenger RNA of Serendipita indica DSM 11827, 3984 nucleotides long. Lineage: Eukaryota; Fungi; Basidiomycota; Agaricomycetes; Sebacinales; Serendipitaceae. The record is from the annotation of a GenBank genome assembly.